AUGAAAGCGGACGACUGCUUCUGCGCCACGCGGAAGCUGGAUGCAGCCUCCACAGAGGCCAAAUUUCUGCAGGACCUGGGCUUCCGCAUACUCAACUGCGGCCGCACUGACCUGGUCAAGCAAGCGGUCAGUCUGCUCGGACCUGAUGGCAUUAACAGCAUGACCGAACAGGGGAUGACCCUGCUCAUGUACGCGUGUGUUCGUGGUGAUGAGGCCAUGGUGCAGAUGCUGCUGGACGCUGGGGCAGAUGUCAACAGUGAGGUGCCCAGCUCAGUACACAGGCACCCCUCAGUUUACCCCGACACCAGGCAGGGGACUCCACUCACUUUCGCCGUGUUGCACGGACACGUCCCUGUCGUGCAGCUGCUGCUGGAUGCUCGAGCCAAUGUGGAAGGGGCACUGCAGGAUGGAGCUGAGAACUACACUGAAACACCACUCCAGCUAGCCUCCGCUGCAGAUGAAUGGAGUUCUUGAUGAUUGGUCAAUGGCCACCCUGUUUCAACAAGACUGCAACGUCAGCAAGGAGGUGGAGAAGUGAUGAUUUGAGCCGGAAUAUUGGUGAAGGCGAAGUCAGCGUCUGCUGCAGAUGUUUGGUGAAUGCUUCACUCCGGAACUGCUGCUCUUAUACACAACACUGAGCAAGACAUUGUGACCCCUGGUUUCUAUGACCACCACUGUCAAGAAAUUUGAAUCAGGUGGACUCAUGUCAUUCCAUGUGGAAAAUCAGGGGAGGAAUUUUGUGAAGGCAGUGAGUCCUUCACUUAAGAGCGGAAUUAGAUCUCUCAAUGCCUUAACCAUCAGCCUCUUAGAUAUAGAUAAAGACCUUAUGUAUGUGGCCAAAGAUGAUUUCAAGUUCAGGGAAAUUCGGAGUGCUAUAGUUAACGCCCAGCAGAAGCUGGGGGAGGCUGAGUCGGCUGCAUGCGGGGAACUCAAAUUGGUAGAUUAUCGUUAUGAAAAGCUGAUGGUUAGAAAGGGGAAUCUAUCUAGACAGCAGGAAAGCAUAAAA
Molecule: messenger RNA, 1006 nt
Organism: Colossoma macropomum (tambaqui)
Lineage: Eukaryota; Metazoa; Chordata; Actinopteri; Characiformes; Serrasalmidae
Product: ankyrin repeat and BTB/POZ domain-containing protein BTBD11-A-like
Exons: 9
Coding region: 1-474 (157 amino acids)
Molecular function (GO): protein binding
Source: RefSeq, a predicted model, not a curated record